Betta splendens (Siamese fighting fish) is the source of this 667-nucleotide messenger RNA. RefSeq names its product thymosin beta 1 (gene tmsb1). Gene Ontology annotation, biological process: actin filament organization. NCBI's taxonomy places the organism in Eukaryota, Metazoa, Chordata, Actinopteri, Anabantiformes, Osphronemidae. Gene Ontology annotation, molecular function: actin monomer binding. The transcript has 3 exons. The record is from RefSeq and is a predicted model, not a curated record. Bases 173 to 325 code for a protein of 50 amino acids.
GUCUUCCUGUUUGACGUCGCAGCCAAUGAGAGCCAGGGGAUCCGUGUCCGCGUUUUGUGCGUAAGGGCGUGUUGCGGCUAUUUAAACCGUUGGCUUUGCACAGAUUACACAGACGAAUCUUACCUGUACAAGACGCUCACACUGCGCAUCACAGCCCCAGAACUCUUCCAACAUGUGUGAUGUCAAUCCAGUCAAGGAGGAGGUGGAGAAUUUCAACACUAAGAAACUAAAGAAGACUGUCACAGAAGAGAAAAACAUUUUGCCAUCCAACAAGGACAUUGACCAGGAGAAGGCGGAACAGCAACGACAACAACAAGGGAAGUAACGGAGAUGCACCUGCUUCAGUUCUUCCUACGGCUUGGAAUCCUUUUCAUCUCUGCUUCGCUGCCGCAAUUAAUUAGAAAUGGUGUCCGGGUUGCUACUACGGGAAAAUCAUCUGUCUGUUUAUACAAAGUAAAUGCAGUUUAGAAAUGGAUUGAUCAGGGUUAAGGGUUUGACAGUCAUGUGUUUUUGUUUUUUUUCUUAAGGGGUGAUCAAAAAUUGUAUUAAAGCAAAUUCUUCAAUUAUUGCAUCGAGACAGUAUAGAUGCCUGUAAAUGGUGCCAAUUAGGAAAUGCUCUGGAAAAAAAAUCAUGAUAUAUUUGAUGUAAUAAAAACCAAUGUCUGAA